AUGCCACGCUCAGAAGACCCUUCCGACCGCUAUCGGGAGAUUGGGUAUAGCAGAUGCUAUCGAGCAUAUCUGGAGAACGUUGCCGAGAAUUUUGGGGUUGCCAUCACAAAAAGCACACCUCAAGACAAGAUAGUGGCGAUGCUUGAGCGAGUCGAACGACAUCUGCUAAGGUACGACCUUUGCUGCACUCCAGACCUCGAAAAGUUCGUCAAGGCCCGCGAGCUCGAUGUGGUCCUCACAAAGAAUCAGAAGAAGACUGGAUUCAGGCGUACACUCCUAAUCAACGCCCUCCUCCUAGCCGACGAAGACCUGAAGUUCGAGCGCCUCCUAGCACUUCCGCCUGAGCUUCGCAUCGAGAUAUAUGAGUACAGCAUGGCAGACUACCCAGAAGAUCUUGACCAUCCGACCAUGCCACCAUUAGCUCGCACGUGCAGACAGAUCCGCACGGAGGUGCUUCCUGUUUUCUACAGCACGCAGUGCUUCACACUGAAGUACACGUACAACGACUCGACGAAAGGAUACAGAAUGACCUCGUCGUCUGCUAUUUUUCUCAUGGUCAGCGACGCAAAUGACACCAUGAGAUAUUUUCGCCGCUUUCAGCUUCGCCUACGAUAUCUAUCUGUGGGCAUCUCUCUUGGUGGCACCGGUCGUGGUUCUGAUCGAGCAGACAUUGAAUUAUAUAACCAUUUCAAUAAGGCCAGCAGAUGUAAACUACGGGUCGGCCUCAAAGCUCUGCUCGACGAGGUUGGGAAGCGGCAAGAUGGUGGCGUGUUUCGUAUGGCUGAUAUUCAGGCGUUCAAGACCAUGAUCGAAGACACCGUGAGGACGUGGCAAGACUAG
Messenger RNA from Recurvomyces mirabilis, 840 nucleotides. RefSeq lists its product as uncharacterized. The transcript has a single exon. The record is from RefSeq and is a predicted model, not a curated record. NCBI's taxonomy places the organism in Eukaryota, Fungi, Ascomycota, Dothideomycetes, Mycosphaerellales, Teratosphaeriaceae. Bases 1 to 840 code for a protein of 279 amino acids.